ACAAAUUCUCUCUCUUCCAAAAAUCUUUAUCAAACAUUCUUGAUCUAUACCCAAAUCAACGAAGAUGUUCAACUAUACCCACAAUCACCGGCCAAAAAUCGCUUAAGAUAUUCAAAAUCGCCGUAGAAUAUCAACAAUCGCCGGAGAUAUUCAACAAUCACCGGAGAAUUUCAACGGUCACCGCCGGAAUAAUCAGGCUAAAAACGACGGGAUUUCAGUCAUCCGCUGUUACAACUAAAGAUCCGAGGAAAAAAUGAGCCCAGCUAAAAAGACUCGCCGUACGCCGGUUGUCGAUAAAGGUAAGCAAGUGCAUCAUGAUAAGAAGUUGCAAAAAAGGAAGCUAAUAAACAGUGAUUUGGACACACCCGGAAAAAACAUGAAGAAUAUAAAAAAAGUGACACCGGAUGCUAACACGGGCGGGCCAGCAACGCGAACAAGAGGAGGUAAGCAAGCGCAUCGGGAUAAGAAGUUGCAAAAAAGAAAGCUAAUAAUUUCACCAGACAGUGAUUUGGACACCCCCGGGGAAAACAUGAAGAAAAUAAAAAAAGCCGAUGGCGAUGCGGGCGGGCCAGCAACACGUACUAGAGCAGGUCAACAAUCACGGACGGAUAGCGAAGCAAAGAAAAUUGUGAAAAGGAAAUUAAUAGUUUCAGUGGAUAGCGACUCAGGGAUGUGGUUAGAUGAGGCACUUUUUGAUGUUGACUGGGGAUCAUUUUACUUCACUACACAAGUUACCCCUGUCAAAAACUCUUCAUCUGUGGUGCUCGCUGACCAAGCUAAACCAGUCAAUGCCACCCAAGAGAACCCCCCGGCAGUUGAUCCAAAGACUACCAAUGAUCCCGAAGAUGAUCCUAUAGAUGAUGAUUACUCUUGUUACUCUCCAAACACUCUUGUCUCGUGGGCCAACCACAACCCGUGGGAGAGUGAGCUUAGCCCAGAACCACUCAGCACUGAAAUUGAAUAUGGCACUCCAAGAUCGUUUCUUGACUAAAAAGUGGUGUUUACGUGAAGUUACUAGUAUGUGUGUGAAAAAAAAUGUGUCCCAAUUUUCCCUCUCUCAUGCGAUAUAGGGGCUACUUUCCUUAUCCUAUGUUGUUUACCAUAUCUAGUGUUAAAGUUAUUAUGUACUCAACUAUUGUGUUAAAUCUAUGUUUUUCCAA
Molecule: messenger RNA, 1160 nt
Organism: Helianthus annuus (common sunflower)
Lineage: Eukaryota; Viridiplantae; Streptophyta; Magnoliopsida; Asterales; Asteraceae
Exons: 10
Coding region: 254-991 (245 amino acids)
Source: RefSeq, a predicted model, not a curated record